AUGGAUAGGCUAGAGGCUCUUCUUCCGGGUUAUUUCACCACGGAUGUUGCCACGGAGGACUUGAGCUCGCAGAGAACUCAGCGUCUGCGCAAGAUAAAAAGCCGCGGCAAACAAAUACUUAAAUGGAGCAAAUUGCAGGUCUCCAGCGGCCCAAUUGGUGCCAUGAGAAAAAUGUCACACUCAAGCGGUAGCGGGUGCUCAGCGGGGGCCUCCUCCUUGGAAGCCAACCCACGACAAGCCGAAACGGCUGCCGAUGAAGAUACGAGAACCGUCCUCCACUUGUACAAAUUUUUGAAGACCACACUUGACGAGUUCGGUAAUUCAUCGAGUUCAGACGCCAUGCCCGCUUUACAAAGCACUACAGACGUGCUUUUGUCUGAUUCUGUGGUGGAGUUGGAAUCUAGAAGUAUCAGCCACGUUGGCUCAGAAUCAGAUGUCGUCACCAUGGUUGACUCACAUUCACUGGAGGCUCCUCAAGUUAAAAGGUUCAAGCAAUUGUGGAAUGAUCACUUCCACAACUGCUCCCCUUCAGUAGUUGUCAAUUCCACGGGUGCCUCAUACAACUCAUCUGCCGCCACUCUAGUGUCAUCUUCGUCGUCAGACGGCGGUGAGAACCAAAAGACCAUUUCAUUGGACUCAUCAGGUGCUGAUCUCGAUAAGGUGGCUGACAUCCGCAUUUCAUCUUCGUACUCUACAUCAUCCACCGAACAGUUUCUUCAGGACUUGGAAUCGUUGGAUGAGAAGAUCAAUAUUCUCAUUGACGAUCCUCAAAAAGUAUCAGCGUCUAUCAAGUUCCAUAACUAUUCCAAGGCCCUGGAAACUGGUAUGGAUCGCCAUCUACAUUAUUAUGAGCUUCCUUUCCCCUGGAGGGAAAACAGGUUUAUUGUUCAUGGAUACCGAUUUUACAACUCUUAUUCCAAGUCUCUGCUGUCCAUCAUAAAUUGGUACGGUUGGCAUAAUGAAACAGUAAACAUUUGGACACAUCUCCUGGGCGCCAUCUACUUCGGCUAUGUGCUUCUCAAAAGCUUUCCUGGUACUGCGGUAUAUCAGUCAGAUUUGGUGCCGCCUGCUGCCAAGGCAAUGGCCUUCAUAUUUUUAUUUGCAGGCAUGGAGUGUUUCAUCUUCUCCGUUAUUUGGCACACUUUUAAUGGUAUUUGCGAUCUAACGGCCAGAUCGAAAUGUGCUUGUGUUGAUUACACCGGCAUUACUGUGCUUAUCACGGCGUCAAUUCUCACGACAGAAGCUGUCACUCUUUCUGGCGAUCCAAGUUCUCCUUAUACUUGGCCCUUUUUAUUCUACACAACUGCAACCGCUGCUCUGGGUGCAAUUGGUUUUUACAUGAAUUGGUCGCCAAAGUUUGACAGGCCAGAAUCCCGCCCCUUACGCAUUGCAUCGUACAUUUUGUUGGCAAGCUUUGGCAUAAUCUCCUACGCACAUUCAAGAAUACUACACCCCAGUACCAAUCCAAAUCUGAUCAUGCCCAUUUUGAGUAAAUCUUUGGUCUGGUACCUAAUAGGAGUAGUCUUUUACGGGACCUUUAUACCAGAAAGAUGGAGGUCCGAUCUUCAAGUUGCAGACAACAUACCUACCGAAGAACAACUGACUACAGAUUUGGACAUCAUUACUAAACACAGACAUAUUCAUUUUCGGGAUCAACCUGCCUUGCACCAGCAUUCACAAGGGCAUUCUCCCCAAAGAACUUUUUUUUCUCUGUGGUGGGUGGAUUAUUUCUGUUGUUCGCACACGCUAUGGCAUAUUUUCGUACUGUUGGGCGUUUACGGACAUUACACUGCAAUGUUGGAGAUGUUUGAGUUAAGGUGGCUGGUAAGCUAA
Lachancea dasiensis is the source of this 1833-nucleotide messenger RNA. NCBI's taxonomy places the organism in Eukaryota, Fungi, Ascomycota, Saccharomycetes, Saccharomycetales, Saccharomycetaceae. The record is from the annotation of a GenBank genome assembly.